Molecule: messenger RNA, 2276 nt
Organism: Prorocentrum cordatum
Lineage: Eukaryota; Dinophyceae; Prorocentrales; Prorocentraceae
Source: the annotation of a GenBank genome assembly
AGCUUGCCGUUGAGCACAACAUAUGCAGGGGUUCGCAUGGCCCGUACCUUGCUCCGUUGCUCCUCCGAAGCCCUGUGCAAUGCAGGCGGGUGGCGUAACACACGGCGCCUGCCCCAACUUGCCCGAGCUGCCCCACGUGGCAGCCUGCGGCGUGCCGUCCGCCUCGUCGCUCCCGCUGCGGCCGUUCGCGCUGCGGCCGUCCGUGGGGACCUGGCUGGCGCCGCGGCCGACGCGGGCUCCUCGCGCCGCCGCGUGCUGCGGGGCGCGCGCCGCCGCGGGCGCCGUCCUGUUCGGCGAGGUCCAGGGCACUGCAGUGAACGGGCCCUCGCCGGCCCACGAGGAGCAGGUCUGGCAGGGCAGCUCGGCGGGCCUCGCAGGUCCGGGACGGCCGAGCGCGCGAGCCGGGCCGCAGCCGCGGGGGGCGGGCUCGGACUUGGCGAGCGAGCACCUCUGCCACUACGUCGGCGGGCUCGGGGCCGACAUGGUCGAGGGCGAGGAGGCUGUCAGGUGCGUCGAGGGCGUGGGCACCGAUGGAGACUCCACGGGCGCGGGCAGCUCGUUCGCGGCGAGCUCGACGUCGGAGCAUCCUCCCGCCAACUCCCCGGAGGUGGGCAGGUACGUGCCGUUGGCCGAGAUCGGCAGAGGGGUCUACGGCACUGUCCUGGCCGCGAGGGACAGCGAGACCAACGAGACGGUGGCGCUCAAGCGGAUCACGGUGGACGACGACCAGGCCGACGGGGUGCCCGCGCACAUCAUCCGCGAGGUGUCCUUGCUGCGUGAUUUCUCCCACCGCAACGUCGUGCAGCUCAGGGACGUCCAGGCCGUGGGCAUCAGGGAGUUCCAGCUGGUCUUCGAGUACGUCCCUGGCGAGCUCCACCAGAUGCUGAAGGGCCACCGCCGAGCCGGCACCCAGCUGCCGAUGGCGCGCGUCCUCCAGUACUCGCAGGACCUCCUCCGCGGAAUCCACGCGUGCCACGCGCGCCUCAUCAUGCACCGCGACCUCAAGCCGCAGAACGUCCUCGUCCACCCCGCCGACGGCCUCAAGAUCUGCGACUUCGGCCUCGCGCGCGCCUUCUCGCGGCCCGUCAGGGCGUACACCCCGGAGGUCGUCACCCUGUGGUACCGCGGCCCGGAGCUGCUGCUCGGGCGCGCCCCGUACGGCCCCGAGCUGGACCUCUGGUCCGCCGGGUGCAUUCUCGCCGAGAUGGCCACCAGCCGCCCGACAUUUCCCGGGGACUCGGAGAUCGGUACGGCCUUCAAGAUCAUGCAGCUGCUGGGCUCCCCCACGGAGGCGACCUGGCCGGGCUUCGGCCAGGCCCUCGCGCACUGGAGCCCGCGCCUCCCGAGGUGGCCGCCCGGCGACCUCGCGCCGAUCCGCGACCUGCGCCCCGAGCUCGGCGAGGCCGGGCUGGGCCUGAUCCGCUCCCUGCUGGUCAUGAACCCCGCUGCCCGCCUCACCGCCCGCAGGGCGCGGGGCCACGCCUUUCUGCGGCAGCAGGGCGCCGUGGCCUCCAGCGAGGGGCGCCCGAGCUCGGCAGGGCCAGGCAGGGCCUGACCCCGUUUCACAGGGGUGCGCGCCCGAGAGCUGGCGCACCCAGAAGACCGGCACCGCCGCCGAGGCCGCGUGCGCGGUGCCCAGGAGUUGCGCGCCCAGAGACCACGGCCUGCGGCUCCACGACCGUGGAGAUCCCCGCGGGGCGGCGGAGCGGCGGAAAGUCCACUCUCUCAAACGUCCAGCAGCUCGGUGGCACGCGUGCCCCGUGGCCCCCCCUGGCCGCGCCCGCCCCCCCCCCCCCCGCCCGCCCCUCCGCCCGCGGGGCGCGGCCGCGGCGGGAGGGCGCCUUCGGCCGCCGCUGGGGGAGCGGCGACUGCCUCCUCCUCGAGGAUCGAGGGAGCGUGAGGCUCGAGCACGUCGGAACUCGGCUUUGCCGAGGCUUUUCGACCGGCGCGUCCUGGAUUUGGACGGUCCGCUCUCGCAUGCCUCACAGAUCAGAGACUGGUGCCACUGCGGCAUCGGGGAAGCGUAAGGCUCGAGUACGUCGGAACUCGGGUUUGCCGAAGCUUUUCGACCGGCGCGUCCUGGAUUUGGACGGUCCGCUCUCGCAUGCCUCACAGAGCAGAGGCUGGUGCCACUGCGGCCUCUCGGCGCGAAGCUGGAGCCUUCGGGGUGGGCCAGCGCUUGCUUGACAGAAGCAUGAGCUGACAGCGCGACGUGGAGAGCGGUUGUGGGACCGCCUCAUACGUUCUUUUGAUUUUGCUAGUGUAUCUUGGGUCAG